Messenger RNA from Varroa destructor (honeybee mite), 3361 nucleotides. It is a transcript of the gene mbo, whose product is annotated as Nuclear pore complex protein Nup88. NCBI's taxonomy places the organism in Eukaryota, Metazoa, Arthropoda, Arachnida, Mesostigmata, Varroidae. Gene Ontology annotation, cellular component: nuclear pore. Gene Ontology annotation, biological process: mRNA export from nucleus; protein import into nucleus; ribosomal large subunit export from nucleus. Gene Ontology annotation, molecular function: structural constituent of nuclear pore; protein binding. The record is from RefSeq and is a predicted model, not a curated record.
GGAUCAGUUCUCGAAUAGUUCGUUAAAGCAGUAGCUCUCAAAUUAGUACGAGGCUUGGUUACGAGAAUGAUGCGACACUUCACGGUACCAUUCCCUCAAUGCAUUAUUAUAAAAUCGAAUUGCUGAUAGUAACGAGAAUAAUAUUGUUCCAACUGCCUAGCCGUUGUACCUCUAGAGCCAGCUUUAGUUUAAACAUACAGUGGCAAGAAAACUAGAUCAGCUUCACUAUUGCUCGAACCUCAAUCGUGAUACAUCACUAGAUAGAGCGACGCGUGACGUAAUAAGACGUCUUAGAUGGUAUUGGCUUUAUACGAGCUAAGGCUUCUCGGGUUAGAUUAUUUUUAUGAGAUAGUUCCGUAUUAAAAAUGGGAACGAGGCGUACAUACGAUUUCACGAACACGUUUUGUCCGUACAAUCGUCUAUACGCACGCUAAGUUAUCUCUAGAGCUUCAAAAGCUGAUGACACUUCAUCAUUUACUCGAACCGUCGUGCAAUUACGUUAUUGGCAAGGCAUGAAUCAACAACAAAGCGAAUAAUUGCCUGUGUUCCUAAAAUUGACGCUCUACAAAGCGGCCGAUAAGCGCUCGUUACGCGUAACGACGAUGUCUUCCGAUUUUGACGCACAACUCGAUGAUCCGGUUAUAUUUCUGCGAAAAGAUGCUGCCACGACGCUCGUGGGCUUCUUCUUUGUCACCGUCAUGUUUUUCCUUGUAUUCUAUGUUAUCGUCGUCUGGGAUCGAGGAACGGUUUCCGCCUACAACUACAAUGCGUGGUCGUACGAUGGGAAAAGAGGAAAGGGCCCAAAUCAUUGGAAUCGCAUCAUCGAAGAAAAAUUUGACCCUCCAAAUCAUUGUGGGGGGAAGAACCAGUCACCGAUUUGGAUCAAUACAACGAAUCUGCCAGAGCGCCAGUGUCCAGAUAAACUACGUUGCAAGCGUCCACUAUCACUACGUCUGAUCAACUACAAUGAUCCGGUAGAUUCAGGAAUCAUCCGCGUUAAUCACGAACAGCUGAUUAUAGCAAACAUGACGGGAAAUCGUUUUGUGCUCGACCCAAACGGUAUUGUCUACAAACUUCAAGAGAUCUACUUUCGGUUUGGAAAAGAUACAAUGGAAACGGAGCACUCCCUGGACAACGAACUCUUUGCAUUAGAGGUUCAAUUUGUUCAUUAUCGGCUCAAAGAUCCGCUCAGUACGACGGCGAGUAUAGUUGUGCUUGCUGCAUUUUUCCAGGAACUAUCUCUUAGCCACAAAGUGACGUUCUCUGUUGAUCGUCUCUGCCCAUCACCGACUGGGAAUCUUCUUCUAUGGGGCGCCAAUGGCGCCGUCGUCGUAGCACUUCCUCACCAUGAUAACUUCAGAAACGCCACAGGGGAUGCCCCACUACAAUGCAAGAGUUGGGGUAUAGGAGAAUUAUUGCUAAUGCAGACAGCAGGCCUCGAGGUGUUAGGCCUCCAGUGGGUUCCGGACUCUGCCAGUGAAGUAGUGAUGCUAACGAGUGACAAUUGCCUUCGGCUAUUUGAUAUCUCGAAAAAGCACAUGAAUGCAUUAACAACGGUACAAGUCAUCCGACGGUCGCUAUCGUUGUCACGAAUGAACUUUAGCAUUGCGUCGGCUACAGGCUCUCAGUUAGUGGACUUUGCAUUUGGCAGAUCUGCACAAGAAAUAUUUUGUCUGAGCGCUUCGGGAUCGAUUUAUCAUGUCACCGGACUGGAAUCGACAGCAAACAGUAAGCCUCGAGUAUCGAAAAGACCUUUAGUAAUGUUGCCUGAAGCCGAGGAUAAUUUCGGCUCGGAUGGGUUUGCUCUUCUAUCACUCAACUGCAAUCCGGCUGACUCCACAAUUCUAAUUUUGGGAGGCACAGGCGGAGUCCUGUACCAUUGUCUUGUUCUUCCCACAGAAAGCCCCGAUGUGGAACCUGAAAUAUACAUUUUUGAACAGCUAAGGUUGAACUUGACAUACUCCGAAAUGACGGAUCCGAACGAUGUCAUCCGCUGUCCAAUUCUUUUGCAACGGGAUCCCGCUCUGUCCAAUCGUUACUUCGCCCACCACGAUUCCGGUGUACAUGUUGUAAUCAUUCCAUUCACUGAGCGCCUAUUCACAUUUGCCCAGCAGGGAGACACGGAUACCUCAACGAACGUACUUGAAGUUAGAAACUGUAUAAACAGCGCCAGCCCCAAUUCGUUAGCGGAACAGGUUGUUUGCACACGGACGACUGAAGCAUCUGCGCCAGAUGCACCUCUGGGACUAUGCGUUCUGCCCGCCUUGCCGUCACCGUGGUUAGCUAUACUUACAUCAGGUCUCAAGGUCGUCAAUAUUCCACUAAGCAGGUAUCGAUUCGAGAAAUCAUUAAAGAAUAUUUUGUUAACUGAAGAACCUCUUUCGGAAAGCGCGAAGAGUGGAAUACCACCGACAGACUUCGAAAGAGAAAUUAAAAUGAUUCUCACAGGGUCACGGGUACCGGUGCUAGUUCAAGCGGACAAGGUAACCAGUCCUAAAGAAUUACUUGAAUUAGCUCUCCAGACAACGCAGCGAUUUCGGGAACAACAUUUUGCUCAAUUAAUAGCUGUAAAAAAGCUUAUCGAGGACACGAGUCAAUCGUUGCGUGAAACAAAGGACUUGCAAUCUGGGGAGCUGAGACAGUUGGAACAAGACUUGAAUGACGUUACCGUUCAGAACCAGAAACUAAAUCAAAAACUUAGCGCAUGCGAAGAACAGAAACGCAAGCUUAUGCUAAGAUUGCAUGACGUCAUACAGAUGGUACAACGUAAAAAUCCAUCCGCAGCCAACCCGCAAAUGGUGAAAGAAGUUCAGUCCCUCUACGAAAGAAUGAAUCGACUUGAAAGCGUUCUCGAGUCGACCAAAGAGCGUAGAAAGAACUGUGAAGAUCUUGAGCAGUUCGAGCGUAUACUCAAACAGGAGUCAAUGAGUGCCCGGGAUGCUUUUGCAGCUUUGGGUGAAAGUCAACGGGUCGCGUUGGAAAGUAGACUUAAAAUCAAUGGACACGAAAUUGGCAAGAUGGUCCGUGAAGUCAAGGAGCUUCUCGCCGACGUUGAAUAAUAACGAUGUAACCAAAAAAAGAAGACAAAAAAGUAACACCAACUCUUGCUUAAAAGUGAUUGCUCCUACCAGUUGAUUAUUGUGCAAAGCUAUACGCUAGUAGAGCCAUCCUGUACGAGUUUGAUGAUACUCCUUCAAAGAACACGACACUCAGAUACCGAAGAGGACAAACCAUUAAAUUAUGUAAAAUUUAUAGUAAGCCACUCAGGGCAACAGUAACCCUCUAUUGUUAUCUGUCCUAUAGGAGCGACUUCUCAGUGAAGGGAUAGAAGUGAAAUAAACUCUAUAAACUGAACAAAAGA